ACCCAAACAAAUGCAGCUGGGCAGCGAGGGACCGUGACUUUCAGAAGCGUGGAGUGAAAAUUACGAAAGCUCGCUGGCAGUAUGAACGCGGCUCUGAAGCACUGGAAGGAGGCGGCAACACUUAUUUUAGCCGCGGGCCAGAGGCUCGGCACGCACACUGUACCGUCAAGGACACCGCUGGGCAGCAGCCUUGGACGGUCACACCUGCCCCACAAGUCCUGCUUUGAUUACGACGUUUUACUGCUUAAACGAAGCAGUAAAAGUGGAUUCAUGCCCAAUGCGUACGUGUUUCCCGGCGGCAUGGUGGACUCCUCGGACUUUUCCAGUGAAUGGCUGGACAUUUUCAAAUCUUUCAGGAACUCGCCCAAUUUUGGUUUGAGUAGUGUCAAACAGCCUGCGGAGACUAGACCUCCAAUCUUCGCCACAGACCGACUAAAACUGGGCUCUCCUAUCCCGGGGGAGGUCGCCUUCCGCAUCACCGCCUUGAGGGAGACGUUUGAGGAGUCCGGUGUGCUCCUGGUCGUGUCUAAACUGGAGGAGAGAAGUUUGUUAAAGAGCAUAGAGGACAGGUGUGCCACUGAUCAAGUGCUGCAUUACAAAGUUAACGAGCUGUGCAGUAGUGAACUCGCAAAGUGGAGGGCUCUAGUAAACCAAAACCCCUCCAACUUCGUCAGGAUGUGCAGGGAGUUGGAGGUGUUGCCUAACAUCUGGGCUUUACAUGAGUGGGGCAACUGGCUGACUCCCACAGCCCGAUACGGUGUGACGAGGUUUGACACAGUUUUCUUCAUCUGCUGCCUGCAGGAGAUCCCGCACACACUUCAAGACGAGAAGGAAAUCGUGCGCUUUCAGUGGUCCACCCCCUCAGAGGUCCUACAGAGCUACCAGGAACGGAAGUUGUGGAUCGCCUCCCCACAGCUCUAUGAGCUCAGCCGCAUGUGCCGCUUCCCUUUGCUGAAUGACCUCCACAAUUUCUCCAGCCAGCGUGCCACAGAGGGCUGCGAACAGUGGCUGCCUGUUGUUGUCUUAAAAGACGAACACUACAUUUCACUGCUGCCAGGUGACAAACUGUACCCUUCAGGAGAGGCUGAGGGGGAUUCGAGCACCGACACUCAGCUGGAGGAUCCUCAGGAUGAUUCUGGACUGAACCGCAUUGUGAUCUCAGAUCCAUACACUGCAACUCUACAGGUCACCAUCACGCCCAAGUACAAUCAUCUGCUCCCUGUUGUAGAGCAAGCCUUCCCACAUGACUCAGAAAGCAAGCCUUGACUUUGAGCCUACACAUUGUACGAGCCCUAAAACUGCUCUGCAAUGCAUAUAAUUUUUGUACCAUUAUUAUUGAAAGCAGCGGUCUGAAGCACUGCUUAUGGAAAUAUCAAAUGGGCCUUUUUCACAGCAGAUAUUUUGACUUGUCAUGGUAGGAAAAGCACAGGUGUUACUAAUAACACUUAAAAUGGCUCUGUUCUAUUCAUGUGACAUAGUAAGGAGGCAGACACGUGUGGUGACUACUCGCAGAGCUAGUUAGUGAGCUGUUGUAGCUGGCAAGAUAACCGCCAGUCAAUCACAAUACCUUCCGGAGGGUAUCUCCAUUGUCUCUCUCCUUUUUUGCAUUUUGUUCUCCAGUAACUUAAAUAAAAAUGUGCAAGAUGAA
Molecule: messenger RNA, 1648 nt
Organism: Micropterus dolomieu (smallmouth bass)
Lineage: Eukaryota; Metazoa; Chordata; Actinopteri; Centrarchiformes; Centrarchidae
Gene: nudt19
Product: nudix (nucleoside diphosphate linked moiety X)-type motif 19
Exons: 3
Coding region: 82-1266 (394 amino acids)
Cellular component (GO): mitochondrion
Molecular function (GO): hydrolase activity, acting on acid anhydrides, in phosphorus-containing anhydrides
Source: RefSeq, a predicted model, not a curated record